CAACACUAUCCUUGUGAAAAGCUGCUACACCCUGGACGUUUACCAGAGACAACAGGCUUAUCUGACUGCUACCUGCUGCUCUGUACACCGCUCACGAUCCCUCCAGGCGAACCUCAGCAAAACAAGCAAAGAUGCAGGAUUUAUUAAGGCCGCAAGCAACGAUAAAAUGAUUCUGCUAUUUAUGUGAUUGCAUUUUUACUUUUUUUAACCACAGGGAAAGACUUAGAGGGAGACAGAACACAGGUGGGUUGAACAGUUUACAAUGGAAGGCUUACCUGUUGGCGGGACAGUGCACACCUAUGACCAUGGAGGAGGGGGGAGUGUUGUGGGGCUGCUAAAAGAUGGAAAAUCUCCUAAGUUGCAUGUUUAUGAGUUGUUCCAUGAAGAUGCACAGGGCUUCCAGCUGUCGAGUCAACCCUGGUGGAGGAUAAAACUCUUUGUUUGGGAGCCUGUCCUGUUUGGCACAUGGGAUGGCGUCUUCACCUCAUGCAUGAUCAACAUUUUUGGUGUUGUGCUAUUUCUGCGAACUGGGUACCUUGUGGGGAACACUGGAGUGUUGCUGGGCAUGUUCCUGGUCUCUCUGGUGGUUGUUGUGGCUCUGGUAACAGUGUUUUCAGGUAUUGGGAUAAGUGAGCACUGUGGAGUUGGAGGAGGAGGGAUCUACUCCAUGAUCUCCUGUGUCCUGGGUGGCAGAGUGGGAGGGACAGUUGGACUCUUGUAUGUGUUUGGACAGUGUGUAGCGGGGGCCAUGUACAUCACAGGUUUCUCAGAGUCAGUUGCGGUGCUUUUGGGUCUUCAGCAGCAGUGGGCAGUGCGGAGCAUGUCUGCAGUUGUGCUUUUGGCUCUGCUUGGCAUAAACCUGGCCGGUGUGAAGUGGAUCGUGCGUCUGCAGCUGCUUCUGUUGGCCGUGCUUGCAGUCUCCACUCUGGACUUUGUCGUUGGCACCUUCACUCACCUUGACCCCGAACAUGGCUUUGUUGGUUAUUCCAAAGAACUGCUCCAAAGUAAUUCAAUGCCAGAUUACAGCCCAGGAGAAAGUUUCUUCACUGUUUUUGGGGUAUUCUUUCCAGCUGCUACAGGGGUUAUGGCAGGCUUCAACAUGAGCUCCGACCUUCAGCGGCCUGAACACAACAUCCCGGUGGGAACGCUCGCAGCUGUCUUCACCUCGUGGUUCCUGUAUCUGGUCUUUGUCUUCCUCCUGGGGGCCAUCUGCACCAGAGAGACACUGCGCUAUGACUUCUUAAUAGCAGAAAAGGUCUCCUUGGUGGGUUUCCUCUUUCUCCUCGGCCUCUACAUCUCAUCCUUGGCUUCUUGCAUGGGCGGCCUGUACGGAGCUCCCAGAAUCCUUCAGUGCAUCGCUCAGGAGCGGGUCAUCCCUGCUCUAGCCUUCCUGGGACAAGGGAAAGGCCCUAACAAAACACCAGUGGCUGCCAUCUGCCUCACCAGCCUGUUGACUAUGGCUUUUGUAUUGAUCGGACAAGUGAACAUUUUGGCUCCUAUAGUUACCAUCAACUUUAUGCUCACAUAUAGCUUAAUUGACUAUUCCUUCUUCAGUGUGGCUAUGACCUACCGACUUCAGGCCAAAGAUAAAAAUAAAACACAUUUCUUGACCAAACAAAAGCAAUGUAGAACCACCUCAGGUAUCUCUAGACCACUCAUUGAAAAUACUCUCCCAAAAUAUGGCAGCAGUGGCCAUAGUCCACAGAGGAAUUUGUGGGAAUUUACAAACGAUAUGAAUCAAUUUUUUCCAGUUGGUGGUGGAUCUAUGAAAAACAUGUCUUUCAAAGAACAAAAAGACAAAAACAAGAGUAAAGUAGAUGUCAAGCAGAUGCUAAUGAACAGUUUUGAUUUGAAAAGUGACAACAAAACAAAACAUUCGGAUGGACAAGAGGAGGAAAAGACAAGUGAUCUGACAAGUGCGGAUAAAACUGACCCAGGAUCUGUGCUGACAAGGGACAAUGAGCUUCACCCACCUCUGGAGCAAAAUAACAACACUGCAGUUUCAGAUCAUGAGGUUUCCAAAGACCAUGAAAGAGUUGAAAUAAAACCUAUUACCAAUUCAUUUUAUCUAAAAGUCUGCAACCAUUGGGUAGCUCUGAUUGGGGCCAUCAGCUCGAUUGUAAUCAUGUUUGUUAUUGAAUGGAUCUAUGCACUGGCAAACAUAAUUGUGGCCUUGCUACUUUUUUUCUACAUUGGAAAAACGAGCCCUGGACUACCUACAGGUAUUGCAGCUCGUUUCAGCUUUUUUACAUGGCUGAAAACAACACUAAAAAGCAUUCUCAGGAAAAAAGGCCUCCCUCAGGAUGAGAUAGUUAUGACACCGUCUCUUCCCGGCGUCGGAUUGAAAACUAAACAACUGACUGAAGAAAAUGCUGAUUUUGCUUCUCGACUCAAAUAUCACCAGUCUUCUUUCAUAGAACCAGACAACAUGGUACAUCCAACAUUGUCUGAAGUUAACGAUUGUCUUAGAUGAUGUUGGAAGAACUCAUGUUUCCCACUGUAAAUAAAAUUAUUGCAAAUUAACAA
Molecule: messenger RNA, 2526 nt
Organism: Boleophthalmus pectinirostris (great blue-spotted mudskipper)
Lineage: Eukaryota; Metazoa; Chordata; Actinopteri; Gobiiformes; Gobiidae
Gene: slc12a8
Product: solute carrier family 12 member 8
Exons: 14
Coding region: 263-2473 (736 amino acids)
Biological process (GO): potassium ion import across plasma membrane; potassium ion homeostasis; chloride transmembrane transport
Cellular component (GO): membrane
Molecular function (GO): potassium:chloride symporter activity
Source: RefSeq, a predicted model, not a curated record